This is a messenger RNA of Lasiosphaeria miniovina, 986 nucleotides long. RefSeq lists its product as uncharacterized. The coding region runs from base 271 to 903 and encodes 210 amino acids. NCBI's taxonomy places the organism in Eukaryota, Fungi, Ascomycota, Sordariomycetes, Sordariales, Lasiosphaeriaceae. The record is from RefSeq and is a predicted model, not a curated record. The transcript has a single exon.
AGAGAGGGCGCGACGAGAGAGGGUGGGCGAGGGGAAAGAAAAAAUCCUUGGUAUAGUGCGAGUGAAAAGAGGAAAAGGGAAUGAAGUAAAGGCGAAAGGAAAUUUUCUUCACGAGGGGAAAGAAAUUCUUGACGAAUUUCAAGUUUCCUCGGAUAAAAACCUAAUGAUUGACAAAUUUCAAGUUUCCUCGGAUGAAAACCUAGUGUACGAGGGGACAAAAAUUCUUAACGAAGCACAUGAUUGACCCACAAUCUCUACCCCGGAGUCGUGAUGGCGCCGGCAGCGGUAGCGAUGGCACCAGGGAUUACGAUAUCUCUAGGAGCGACCGUUUCGAAGGGGCGCGAAUGCCACGAAUGCCGGCUGUACCUAUGGGGCCGGUUUCAGCAAAAAUUGCAUUUUUCCUCCAGGAAAGCCCUCAAGAUAAUAGGUCACGAGACGGUGUGCUUGAAUAAUAGGGUGCCUUCCCAAAAUCUCCAGGCUUAUUUUAAUUUUUCUCGCAUAGGGAAGCGAACUGAAAGUUGGGAAAAAAAGCUGCCCACUUCUAAUUCCAAUUCCUUCUUUCUCCCAAACCACCAACCUUCAGAAAGCUACCUGCGCCCUCCUCGCCUCGCCCACCACAUCGCCAACUUUGCUGGCACUAAGCUUUCGUUGUGUCUUCUGUGCCUUUGGCACAAAUACCUUGGCCUCUCGUUUCGUAUCUUGGGCAUAUCUUUGAAUUGCGUUCUCGUGCGGUUGGCGACUGCUGCCUUAGCGCGGCGCUAUUUCUGCUUCGUAGUAUUGGUAGCUUCGGCGCCUUUGCGUUUUCAACACCGUCGAUUCGAUCUUCGGUUGCUUUUGGUAGCUUCGGCGCUAAUUGCUCAGACUUCGGUUUUCUUUCGUGAGCACUGCUGCCUAAGAACCUAAUCCCCUGCCUAAGAACCUAACCCCGUCGAUGACUGACAAUCUGUGUAGACCAGCCGCUCAUUUUGCAUUGGUAGCUUCGGCGC